AUGGUUACUACAACAAAUAUAAGUAUUUACAGUCUCUUUGUUUUGAUUGCCCUUGUCUCUCAUUCAUUGGCAGCUUGUUCGUUUGACAAUAAUUUUGGACCUAUCGUCAAUGCGGAAAUUGCCCAAAACUCCUUAUCCAAUUUUGGAAAGAUCAUAAGUGAUAAUGUGGCAUUAAUUCCCACUGUUGGUGGUAUUGUCGAAGGAUUAUUCGAUAUUUUAUGGCCUAAUGGAGAUCAAAUGGUGACCACGGCCAUCAUUACCUACCUCGAUCAGCUCUUCAAUCAGGCAGAAUUGUGUUCAUAUUUAAACAACGCCCAAUCAUUUCUUGUCUUGGAUCAGUUGAAUGUUCAGAAUUUUCUUAACUCUCUCUCUGGAGAUCCCCAAAGCAUCCAACUCUCCUUCGAAUCUAAUUCUUUUCAAAUGAUAGGAAAUUCAGUCCACUUCCAGUCUCCCAACAACUGUAACAUUUCUAGUGUGUAUCUCACACUCUAUGCCCAUCACAGUACAUUGCUCUUAUCUUUGUACAAUCAUGUUUUGAAGAUUGCAAACACUGGUAACUGGGACCCACAUUGGAUCAAUACCCAAAGGGAGAAACUUAGAAGUUUGUCACAGGAAGCCACCAACUAUGUUUCUGAUCUCUUCCUCACUAUCCAUGAGCUAGGAUGUGAAAGCUUUGGGAUCCCUCCAUACAUGGAUGGAGCAACUCUGACUGAGGAUCAAUACAAUGCCGUGGCAAACUACAUGGUGGCUCACAUACCCUCCCUCGACCUGAGUUUCUUCUGGAACUACCUAGAUCCCAUCUCGUAUCCGAAUGGACCUCCAUCCAAAACUCAAUCAUUCAUCGUUUCUCCUCUCUCUGGUGGGUACAAUGGACCCUCUUCCAUGGGUGACCCAGUAGUGCAAGCAUCAACACCUCUUCCAGACCCUCGUUCAUUGUCUUGGCAACGAGCCAACACAGUUUUGAACCCAACUUCCUCCAAAGUUUAUGGAAACCACCAGUACAUCAACUGUAACUUCUGUGAUCGUGUCCGUCCCACACCCAAUUGUUUUAACAAGAGGGCAACCUUUGUUGGAAUAGCUGGCAUUGAGAUGUUCAAUGGGUCCAACUCGCUCCUUCAAGGAUCUCGAGGUACCAGGAAUCUAGGAUCCACCUCAGACUACCCUCCCAUAAUCAGCUUGUUGGCACACACCGGAGACUAUGUAGACCAAGUACAAUUCAACUACAGCAAUGGAGUUGACAGUCAAGUGUUUGCUGCCGACUCUGGUGGAGGUCCACAUCGAAUCGAUAUCCCUCCUGGAUAUUAUCUCGCCGGUGCUUACAACGCCUCAUUUGUCAUCCCCUAUUCAUAUGCAUACCCCAUCAACUAUUGCCCUCGACUCAACACUAUUAGUGCCUUCUCCUACAUCUUUGCCGAGAUUCCAAAGUCUAAUCCUCCUAUUAGCUCUGGAACAAUUAAGAAUGUGAACACACAAACUUGUCUUGUCGAGUUGGUUAGUGGGGUGGUUAUGAUGUCCGAUUGCACUAAUGAUCUCUUGGUCAAUGGUUCUUUAACUUGGAGCUUCCCGGUUACUGACUAUGGAGCCCAGAUCAUGAAGCCAGACUCCAGUAUACCACUUUGGUUCUUCAUUGAUGACAACUAUACUCCAUCGGCGGGUUUGGAGUUCAUUGAGACCAAUACCACAAAUGGAGAAUAUAUGAUCAGGAUGGGAAGUUAUUGUCUGCAAGCAACUACUGUAGGCUAUAUGUAUGCAUGGACUGUUUGUGACCCAACGGACAACACAUUCCUUUGGACAUUUACCAACUACCCUAUCAGCUACACCCAUAUCUCUGUUUUGAAUCCCAAUGGCUGUGUGGAUGCCACCGGACGACUCUGCCCCAGCUCCUUGUCUCAGAGUGACAAACUCAUUGCCAACAACUUCACUCUCCAAUUAACCUACAAUGGAUACUUGGAGGUAGUGGACGCUGUGAACAAUGUAACAGAGUGGACAUCAAACCCUGCACCAGUUCCCGCGACCGAUUACCAGUACCUCUCGUUCUACGCCGAGUUCCAAGAUGGUGACUUCUGCAUAUUUGGCCUGUACCAACACCUGUUCACGUCAGACGUCACCAUCGUGAAGAUCUGGUCCACCAACUCUCAGAACGGUGCAUACCUCAACUUCCAGCCAGCUGACACCACCGGCUAUGUCCUUUGCGUCGUCGACGACUUCUUCAACCAAGAUUUCUGUGCA
Molecule: messenger RNA, 2229 nt
Organism: Acytostelium subglobosum LB1
Lineage: Eukaryota; Evosea; Eumycetozoa; Acytosteliales; Acytosteliaceae
Exons: 4
Molecular function (GO): toxin activity
Source: RefSeq, a predicted model, not a curated record